This is a messenger RNA of Spea bombifrons (plains spadefoot toad), 2200 nucleotides long. Its product is annotated as heat shock protein HSP 90-alpha-like. The record is from RefSeq and is a predicted model, not a curated record. Gene Ontology annotation, molecular function: disordered domain specific binding; ATP hydrolysis activity; ATP binding. Bases 1 to 2184 code for a protein of 727 amino acids. Gene Ontology annotation, biological process: protein stabilization; protein folding; cellular response to heat. Gene Ontology annotation, cellular component: protein-containing complex; neuronal cell body; nucleus. The transcript is spliced from 10 exons. NCBI's taxonomy places the organism in Eukaryota, Metazoa, Chordata, Amphibia, Anura, Pelobatidae.
AUGCCCGAGGACUUAAGGACUGUUCAGGAUCACGCGAUGGAGGAGGAAGUGGAGACGUUUGCUUUCCAGGCAGAAAUUGCCCAACUUAUGUCUUUAAUCAUAAACACCUUCUAUUCUAAUAAAGAGAUUUUCCUGCGAGAAAUUAUUUCCAACUCAUCUGAUGCCCUGGACAAAAUCCGCUAUGAGAGUCUGACUGAUCCGAGCAAACUGGAUUCUGGGAAAGAGCUGAAAAUUGACCUGAUUCCCAACAAACAUGAUCGUACUCUCACCGUAAUCGACACCGGCAUCGGGAUGACCAAAGCCGAUCUUAUCAAUAACCUGGGAACCAUCGCCAAGUCCGGAACCAAGGCUUUCAUGGAGGCUCUGCAGGCCGGGGCCGAUAUCUCCAUGAUUGGUCAGUUUGGUGUUGGCUUCUACUCUGCGUACCUUGUGGCCGAGAAGGUUACAGUGAUCACCAAGCACAAUGAUGACGAGCAGUAUGCCUGGGAGUCCUCCGCUGGUGGAUCCUUUACAGUCAAAGUGGACAACAGUGAGCCUGUUGGUCGUGGUACAAAGGUUAUUUUGCACCUUAAGGAAGAUCAAACAGAAUAUUUGGAAGAGAGGAGAAUAAAAGAAAUUGUGAAGAAACACUCACAAUUCAUUGGCUAUCCAAUUACAUUAUAUGUGGAAAAACAGCGUGAAAAGGAAAUCAGCGACGACGAGGCAGAGGAGGUAACCGAGGAGAAAGAGGAAGAAAAGGGCGAAAAGCCGGAAAUUGAGGAUGUUGGUGCUGAUGAGGAAGAGGAUGAUACGAAAGGAAACAAGAAAAAGAAGACAAAGAAGAUCAAAGAAAAAUAUACUGACAGUGAAGAGCUUAAUAAGACCAAGCCUAUCUGGACACGCAACCCUGAUGAUAUAACCAACGAGGAGUAUGGAGAAUUCUACAAGAGUCUGACCAACGACUGGGAGGAUCAUCUGGCUGUUAAGCACUUCUCUGUAGAGGGGCAACUGGAGUUCCGAGCUCUUCUGUUCACUCCGCGACGAGCCGCUUUUGACCUGUUUGAGAACAGGAGGAAAAAAAAUAACAUCAAGCUGUACGUGCGUAGAGUUUUCAUCAUGGACAACUGCGAGGAGCUGAUGCCUGAGUAUCUGAAUUUUAUGAAAGGAGUGGUGGACUCAGAGGACCUUCCACUGAACAUUUCCCGUGAGAUGCUGCAGCAGAGCAAGAUUCUCAAAGUGAUCAGAAAGAACUUGGUGAAGAAGUGUUUGGAACUCUUCACCGAGCUAUCAGAGGAUAAAGACAAUUACAAAAGGUUUUAUGAGCAGUUUUCCAAGAAUCUAAAGCUUGGAAUUCACGAAGAUUCACAGAACUGUAAGAAGCUUUCUGAACUUUUACGCUAUUAUUCCUCUGCUUCUGGAGAUGAAAUGAUCUCUCUCUCAGAAUAUGUCUCUCGCAUGAAGGAAAAUCAGAAGCAUAUUUACUACAUCACAGGUGAAACAAGAGAACAGGUGGCUCACUGCGCCUUUGUGGAGAGGCUUCGGAAACAUGGGCUGGAAGUGAUCUACAUGAUCGAGCCUAUAGAUGAGUACUGCGUCCAGCAGCUGAAGGAGUUUGAUGGUAAAACGUUGGUUUCAGUUACCAAAGAAGGCUUGGAGCUUCCAGAAGAUGAAGAGGAGAAAAAGAAAAAAGAAGAAAAACAAGAAAAGUUUGAAAAUCUCUGCAAGAUCAUGAAAGACAUCCUGGAAAAGAAAGUAGAGAAGGUGGUCUUAUCAAACCGGCUAGUUGAAUCUCCGUGUUGCAUUGUGACCAGUACCUAUGGUUGGACAGCAAACAUGGAGAGAAUAAUGAAGGCUCAGGCCCUGAGGGACAACACCACAAUGGGCUACAUGGCUGCCAAGAAGCACCUUGAGAUCAACCCGGACCAUGCGAUCAUUGAGACUCUGAGGCAGAAAGCGGAGGCUGAUAAGAAUGACAAGUCUGUAAAGGAUCUGGUGAUUCUCCUCUUUGAAACGGCCCUCCUCUCAUCUGGCUUCACCCUGGAAGAUCCACAGACUCAUUCCAACCGCAUCUACAGGAUGAUCAAACUCGGGCUAGGAAUUGAUGAAGAUGAGGCUACACUAGAGGAGGAUUCAUCUGUACAGGUGGACGACCUGCCACCGCUGGAAGAACACGCGGAUUCAUCUAGAAUGGAAGAAGUUGACUGAUUUACUGUAAAAUGGU